AUGCCACAGUCGGAGAGGGACUCGCCCCCAGAGGGCGAGAGACGUCUGAGACACCAACACUCUGCCUCGUCGGAUCAUGGUAGCCGAGCUCUGGUUCCCAUGUGGGAUAGCUCGGAUCCAGACCGCGCGCCGCCGCCUCUGCCUCUGAACCCCCAGUCGCCCAGCUUCUCCUCGCGCGCCGGCACCUCGAGCGCCAUCCAGUCGGCCCAUGCGGCCCUUGGCGAGCGCGCGCGCGAGAGUGCUGCCCUCGUCCCCGCCCUGGCCAGGCGCAUGAAUGACGGCUCUCCCGAAAAGGCCUUGGUCAAGGGAUCCCACCGGCGCAUGCAGUCGUUGCAGCCCGGCUCCGUGCGCGACCUCAGUCUCAUGCUCGAGGGCCCCCGCAUCUUGCCGCAGACUCCUGGACGACCGGGUGACAGGCAGGACAGGCCGUCGACUCCCACGCAGGGUUACCCGGGCUUCGAGUCGCGAUCCAACGAGCAUUGCACCGACGGACCGCCAUCGAUGCCGGGGCCCAGCUUGACGCCAAUCGUUCGCCCGACCGUCCGCCGACCAGCCACUACCCAAAGCAUCCUGGGCGAGAACACGCCGCCUCAGUCAUCGACAAUGCUCGCUCUGCAGGCCAUGGGUGCUCGGCCGAGGUCGCAGGACGGCGAGCCCGCCCUAUCCAACAUCACAAACGGCGCCUCGGUCGGCAAGGGGCCCCAUAGCCUGGAAGGACUCUCUGCGCAGAUUCUCAGCCUGACCAGCAUCGCCCAGUCCCUGAAGAAGGACCUGACACAGCUCAGCAGGCGGAGCAAGGACAAUGCCACCGACUUGUUGAGCCUCAAAGAGGCCACCAGCACGAGAGACGAGGAUAUCCGCAGGGGCCUCCGAGACCUGAUGGGAAACAUGAGCGAGGCAUCGAGCAGAAUCACGUCGCGCGAGCACUUUGCCGGGCUGUUCAUCGACAACAAGCCCCACUGCACCUCGCCCUCGAAUGGGCGGCCCUUUCAAGUGCCCCGGAUACCAUCUCCCAGGAGCUUUGCCGACUCGAUUGACGGCGCUUCCGUCAGCACGCCGUCGCUGUCCGGCGCCGCCGAGGGGGCCGCGUCCAUUGCGCUCCUGGACAAGAUUCUGCGCGGGCUCGGCACCAAGGAGGGAAACGAGUCGCUGCUGGACCUCCUCAAGGAGCUGGCCGAGAAGGUAUCUGGCAUGGCCACGGCCGACAAGAUCGACGAGCUCGCCGAGCUCGUCCGUGAGCAGUCGGAAAGCGCAAUCGUGCCCGAUGUUUCAGUCCGCUACAAAUCUCUCGGCGACCAGGGCUCGCUGGGGCUCAGUGACAACGGCGCCUUGACCCAACGAAUGGAACGACUGCUGAACAGUGGCGAAUCCCGGAGAUCCUCGGCACCCCCAGGGAGAGGCGCAGAGCUACUGAACGAGGACCUCAUCCAGAUCAUACGCUCUGUCAAAGAUAGCGUCGCUCAGGGCGGCGGCCUGACCGCCGAGGUCAAGGCCCUGGUGCGCGAGCUCCGGGGCGAAGUCCUCGGCAUGGGCCGCGAGCUCGGCAAGAGGCUGGAAAAGAUGGGCGACAAGGCCAUUGAGGAAUCCGAGGCCCCUAGCAAGGACGAGGUCUCAAGGGUGAUUGAUGAGGGCCUGGAGCAAAUGAAGGAACAGCUGAAUCACGUUCUCCGCGAGCACCGACGCCAGUCCCAGGCUUCGGCAUCGUCGCAGAAGACGCUGGUCGACUACCAGGAGAUCUACAACGCCAUGCGAGCAGCCCUCCGGGACAACGAGGCUUCCCGAGGCGAGAUGCCCGACCUGAGCAGGGAGGACGUCAUCGAGGCUGUGCGGGACGCAUGGGAAAACUACAAGCCCGAAAUCGAAGUUCAGCAUCUGGGCCUGGAGCGCGAAGAGGUCUUGACGUGCCUCAAGGAGGGGCUCCAGGAAUACAUGCCCCGUGACGAGAAGCCGGCGGGGGCCACGAGGGAGGAGGUGUUCAAGGCCGUCGUCGAGGGCCUGAAGCACUUUGUGCCACCGCAGAUGGACACGACAGCCACCAUAUCCAGAGACGAGAUCAUCGAAGCAGUCCGCGACUGUCUCGAGGAGUUCGAGUUUCCCGUGUCGGCCUCUGCCGUUGGCCACGACAUGACACACAGCGACAUGGUGCACGCCGUCAAGGAAGGGCUCGAGGGCUUGGAUCUCCCCCGCGGCGACGCCCUCGUUGCCCAUUCCAACAACGACGAGGUCCUGACGCGGCUGCACGACAUCAUGGACUACCUCAAAGCCGAGUUCAAGGCCGUGUCCGAGGAGGCAAAGGAGAACGUCGCCGCCAACGGCCGAGACACGGAACAGGUGCUCGACGCAACCAACGACGGCCUGGAGAGCCUUCGCGCAGCGCUCGAGAGCUACGUCGACCGCGCUACCGGCGCCUCGGGCCAGGAAGAGUUCAUGGAGAGUCUUGCCAGAAGCAUGGACGAGUUCAAGGAGGAGCUCACCGAGUUGGUGUCCCAAACCCAGGUCCGCGAUGGCCCGCACAAUGAGCGAGACACGGAGCAGAUCCUGGACGCGACCAAGGACGGCCUGGAGAGCCUUCGUGUCGCCAUCGAGGGCUACGUCGAUCGCGCUACCGGUGCCUCUGGCCAGGAAGAGCUCAUGGAGAGUCUUGUCAGAAGCAUGGACGAGUUCAAGGAGGAUAUCACCGAGCUGGUGUCCCAGACGCAGGCUCAAGACGGCUCGCACGAUGAGCGAGACACAGAGCAGAUCCUCGACGCAACCAAGGACGGCCUGGAGAACCUCCGCGUCGCCAUCGAAGGCUACGUUGACCGCGCCGCUGGGGCCUCUGGACAGGACGAGAUCAUUGAGAGCAUCUGUAGAAGCAUGGAGGAGCUCAAGGAGGAGCUUGCGCAUGUGGUAUCCGAGGCCAACGAGAGCUCGCGUGAACAGCUUCAGACCGAGCUUGAAGGCUUGCGGGAGAUUGUAAACUCCUCAAUGGUUCCCGCGAGCCCCCAGACCCCCAACAACAACCAGGAAGUACUCGAGGCUCUGCACAGUGGUCUUAACAGCCUCAGGCAGGAAAUCCUCAGGCCACGUCCCGAAACCAGCGAGAUCCUGGACGCCCUGCAGGAGGGCCUAAACGAACUCCGCGUGGGGAUCGACAAGGUGACGAACAAGCCCGUUGACCUGACCGCCAAUGACGAGAUCAUGGACGCGCUCAGGUCGGGCCUGGACUCGGUGCGAGCGGACAUUGAAGCUCUACGCGAUAGCAGCAACGACAAGACGGUUGCAGCCGUGACGGCACUCAGCAACGAGGCACCCGAUAACGCCAUUAUUCCUGCCGACAUGAUCAAACAAGACGACAUCAAAAACCUCGAGGUCCUUAUCACUCAACUGAGAAUCAAGGUUGAGGCCAUGGAGCCCCAAAGAGAGACAGAAAGCCUUCAUCAAGAAGACCUGGCCCGAUUGGAGGACAUGCUUCGCGAUGUGCAGGAGCGCGUCAACGACAUCUCGUCCCGGGCGCCACCAGCUCCGGUGGAAGAGGAGGAGGCGAGAGACGCUCCUCCGGCAGCCAACGGUGACGCAGCGACCAAGGAAGACGUCGAGGCCAUCGAGACGAUUCUCCGUAACACAAAGGCACUCCUCGACGAUCUGAUUGACGGAGAGCAGGCAGUCCGCAAGGAACAUCUGGAUGUCGUCGAGAGUCUUGCCCUCGAGACCCGCGAGACUCUGGGUUCCGUGUCUGACCAGCUUGGAGGCGUCUGCCAAAAGGAAGACUUGGCGGAGCUGGAAACCCUCCUCGGCCAAGUCGGUGCCCGUUUAGACGAGACGAAGGAGCUUGCGGAAAAGGAUGCGGCCAACGACGACAAGGCCACCAAGACGGACAUUGAGGCGGUAGAGACGGUUGUCCUCGAGAUGAAGACAAUGCUCGACGGGCUCGCGGUCGCUGAUUUUGCGUCGUUUUCGAACAAGGAGGACAUUGCCGGCCUGGAGACGGCUGUCAAGGAGGCCGCGGAGAAGCUUGAGACCCAUGUCGAGUCAUCCUCCAAAGCUUUUGACGACCGACAGGCUGAGAUUGUUGGCGUCGCUGAUCGCGUGACGGACGUCAAGGCCUUUUUGGAGGAAUUCCAGGAGACCGUCAAGGGCCGGCUGGAGGAAGGCUCCACCGGCCUUGAGGCGCUCAACAAGCUCCUCGAAGGCAUGAGCGAGACGGUCGCAAAGAACGAGAAUGUUGGGACGGACUUGAAGGAAAUGCUCGACACCAUGAAGACGCAGUUCGACGAGUCCAAGGAGGUUGUCGCCGGUGCGCGGCUGGAGUCCAACGAGAAGCUGCAAGAAGCCACGGAGAAUAUCGGCACCAAGAUCGACGACAAGAUGGCAGAGUUGAUUACCAAGUACGACGAGUUCAAGGCAGCCAUGGACGAGAGGAACGCAGCAGGCGAAGCUCGAGACAUUGAGACGGAGGCGGCCGUUGUCGGUACCAAGGCCGUGGCCGAAGAGGUGAAGCUGCUCAUCGACACGCUGGGGUCGACGGUGACGGACUCGCUGGAAAAGAUGGAGGAAGCCUCCAAGACCGUCUUUGCUCAAGUCGAGGAGCUCGCUUCUCGUGCCGAGGAGAACCACACGGAUGGCAAGACGGAGCAUCAGCAGACGCGCGAUCAAAUCCAGCAAACGGUCACGGCCGUCGAAGAACUGCAGGGCGAGGUCAAGGAGUUUCACCCCCAGAUCCUCGAGGCAGUCAAGGACCUCUUGCUCCUCGUCGGCGAGCACUUUGAACACUCCAAGGCCUCGACGACGGAGCUGCAGGACAAGAUUGUGGAGUCGAAGCCGCCGGAGCAGCCCGCGCUCCCGCCUCCCGAGAAGUACGACGACUCAGAGGUGCGCGAGAAGCUGGACAGGUUGACGGAGCUCAAGUACGACGACACAGGGGUGCGGGAGACGCUGGGAAGGCUCAUUGAAGACAAGUACGACGACUCGCAGGUCCUGGAGAAGCUGGAGAAGCUGGCCGAGCAAAGCGACAGCGCGGCGGAGGCACUGGCCCGGCUGGAGGCUCUAGAUCAGGUGCACCAGUCGGUGUCCAAGACAGCCGCCGACCUUUCGCAGUUCCUCUCCAACCAGACGCAACGCAUCGCCGACGACCACGAGGAUCGGGAGCGGACUCUCCAAGAGACGACUGCUAUGCUCGAGCGCAAGCUUGCCGAGAAGGAGCACCUGGAAGUGUCCGUGUCGAGUCUAAGAGACGAGGAGGAGAGACUUCGGCGGAGCGUCGUGAGCCUUCGCACAGAGCAGGAGAGCCUCAUCAGACAGAAAACGAGGCUCACCGGCGACGUGUCUUCGCUCGAAACGGCCAUGCGACUGCGCAAAGAGGCGUUGUCCGACAUGGAGUAUCGCGCAGAUCGCCUGGAACGCCGCAUCAUGGAGGGCGUCAUGGACCAUUCGCGGGUGCUGCUCAUGGCCAAGAGCAGCAAAGAGGGCGACAAGAUGAGCCGCAAACGCACCAAGAAAUCGCCGGCGCAGCAGGCAGAGGCGUGCAAGGCGCGGCCGGCCGUCAACAUUGCGCUGUCAGCGAAGCGAAACCUGGCACCGGCGGCGCAGAACGGAGCUGCUCGACGUAUUGCGUCGCUCAGCCAGAUGAACAACAACGCGCCGUCGAGCAUGGUGAAGAGGAGCCAGAGCGUCAGGACGCCCCACGGCACGGCGCUCCGGAAGCGCAGCUGGGGCGGCGGCAUGGGCAAGGGGUUCGACGCCGAGGACAAGGAGAACGUGGGCGUGAGAGAGACGGUGGAGGAGGUUGAGGAGUCCGAGGCCGGGGCGCCGCCGUCGCUGGACGGCGAGACGGGCGACGACGGCUCGACGACGGCGCUCGACUCGACGGUUGUCGACGACGACGACGACGGCCACAGUGACGCGGGGACGCUGCGUCGGAGCAGCAUGGGCACGACGGUGCUUACGUCGAGCACGGGUCAGUACACGGAGUCGGAGGCGGCGUACAGCGAGUACGACGACGGCGGCAGCGAGUACUCGGAGAGCGCCGUGGGGACCGAGGCCGGCGGAGACAACGAGCUCGUGGUGUACGGGCAGUAG
Hirsutella rhossiliensis is the source of this 6057-nucleotide messenger RNA. RefSeq names its product chromosome segregation ATPase family protein. NCBI's taxonomy places the organism in Eukaryota, Fungi, Ascomycota, Sordariomycetes, Hypocreales, Ophiocordycipitaceae. The record is from RefSeq and is a predicted model, not a curated record. Bases 1 to 6057 code for a protein of 2018 amino acids. The transcript is spliced from 3 exons.